GGUGUGUCGACAUUAAAUCUACCUAUCAGUUUACUUUGCUGUCAAAUCGCGUUCUAAAUCCCACGUCAUGUGUUUAGGCGACAGAUUUGAACCGCGUCAACAAUAGAUAUAGGAAUAAUUUACAGUUACUCUGUCGUUUAUACGGGUAAACGAGUGAUAUAUAAAUGUAAAAGGGGAAUUUGACGUGUAUUAAUUGCAAACCAAUAAAAUCAAUAACCAAUUCUAGUACUUAUAGUUCAUCAUUCCACAAGUGCUGCGUUAUUGAUCGGCAGACUUGUUAUUCGAUAUCAUGGGCACGAAGAGCAGCGGGAUGCCAGGACAGAAAUCAGUCGUCAUUGCUUAUAUUUUAUGGUUUUUCACUGGUAUCUUUGGAGGCCACCAUUUUUAUUUACGCCGGGAUCGACAUGCUUUUGUUUGGUGGAGUACGCUUGGGGGGUUCCUGAUAGGAUGGAUAGGGGAAAUUCUUAGGAUUCCUCGGUACGUCCGCGAGGCUAAUGACGAUCCACGGUACUUGGAAGAAUUGGCGAAGAGGGUAAUCCAGAACAAAAAGCCGCCAUUUUCUAUGAAUCGAUUCACUGGAAUGCUGAUGGUUGGAUAUUCCUGGGCGCAAAUGACGAUGUUUGCUAUACCUCCGGAUUCGUUCUGGGGUAUAAAUCUCCGAUACUUGAACCUGCUGAUUCCGGUGGCUGUUGGAGUUGAUAAGGGAAGACCUCGGAAUGUGGAGGUGAACACAGACGAACAUAAAACUGAACUAGUAAAUUGUGAGGAUGGUUCUAAGGCCAAGUCUAAGGGUGUAUGGACUGUAGGCAACAUCGGGAACGAGGAGGGAUCUCUCAAGUGGCCGUUACUCGGGGCAUUUAUUGCCUAUCCCAUACGUUACUACGUGUUUGAUGAUAGUAUCUGGUUUACUAUAAUGCUUCUUGCCUCAGCCUGUGCAUUCGAUUCCUACUCCAAGCGUUGGCGUAGGACUCCGAAGAAGAAGACUCAUAACGCCAAGCGUGUUUCCAUCCUGGCUGCUUGUGCUUGUAUUUACCUGUCCCUCUGGUGCAGCUAUCUGUAUUUCCAUGGUACAAUCACUGACAGCGAAGGCGAUGAGGUACCCAUCUAUGAAGCUCUUCAUCACUUCUUUACGAGUCCUUGGUGGUUGGAUGUCAAGCAAUGCAUCGCUGAGACUUACCAGUAUGCCCAGCAUCAUGGAUGGUAUGAAGUUUGGAAACAAAUUAUCGACUUAUCGGAUCCACAUGGCGAACAGAAUGCAUACAGGGUGCUGGGAGUUAAUCGGGAUUCUUCUCAAUCUGAGAUAACUUCGGUUUGGAGGAAACUAUCUCGUGAGAACCACCCUGAUAAAGUGAAGGACGAAGCAGAACGCAGGGCUGCACAGGAACGCUUCAUGGAGAUUCAGCAGGCGUACGAAAUCCUCUCGAACAGCAAGCACCGCCGCAACCGCAGGAACAAGAAGGACAACUCGGACGAAAUAACCAUAUAGGAUCGGGUUAUCGGUUUCGCACGCUUAUACGUGCAGAAAACCGUAAUUGUAUAUCACAGACUGGUAUAUGAAGCUAAAUAUCCUUAUGACUACAUGGUCGGUUUGAUAUCCUUAAGUCAACUGCUUAUCCUGCUCCUUUACUUCUUGGCUGUACUUGGACCACUGGCAAUAGUUGGAGUCUUAAAAGUUCUGGGCUAUUUAUGCGAUGUCCUGUUGAUAGUGGUCUACAUAAUAGUUCAAUUUUUUUGUUUCCUAUGGUGGCUAUGCAAACAAUACCUUCGUCUGAUUCGUCGUCGUUGGAACCGCUAAGCACAUCUUUCUCAACAAUGUUUAAUCAAACUAGUUUUAUGUGUGUAUUUUUAAUGUAGUAUUUCUAAUAGGUCUUAGUGCAGUUUAUGACAUGCGUAGAUAAAUCAUCUUUGUGUAUACGAAAAUGAUUUGGGCACUGAGUUUCUAAGAGUAGCCUUGCGCUGGCGUUGAUUAGACUAUACACGGCAUGAUACAUUAAAGUAACGAUGAAUUUGAUUGUACGAGGUACUUAUUUUUGAAAUACAUAUAUGUCUCAAAUACUUUAGUGAGCAUUCACAAGAAUUGUCUCAAAAAAUAAAAACGUGGCUAUUUAACCGAUUUAUAUUUAAAUAGAAUUAGGCGCAGUAUUUAAUCAUAUUUAUUAUUAGUCUAGUAUUGCUUAAGAUUUUUGUCUAUUUAACUUGCUUUAAAGAGCGAUCGUAUCUAUGGUGAGACCUAAUGGAUGACUGAUAAUGAAGUCUUAGAAUGGCUGGAACAAGAGCUUCCAAAACAGGUGUUGUUAUUAAAUUAUAUUAUGUAUAUAUACAUUAUAUAUAUACAUGUUCAAUUGUAGGUUUGAAAAACAGACAAACAAGUCUUCCUUUCUGGCUCUAUUAUAAUUUCAAAUAUUUUUCUAAAUUCGUUAUCAAAAGACAAAAUUUUAUGAUAUUAUUUUUUUGAAUCUCAUUUAAUAUACUUAAAUAAACCACUUACCUAGUGGGAUUUUUUUAUUUUCAAUUGUAGAUUAUACUAAGUAGAAAAAUAUUUAUUACUAUUAAAGUACUGUACACUUUAGUACAUGUAGAAUGUAGGACAUGAUGUAUGUUACUAUUUAACCCACGAUAUUAAAGGACUGCUCUUUGCUAUUAGACUGUAGUCGUUUUAUAUGUAUACAAUUUAAAAAUAACAAAAAAUGUAAACAGUUACCUGUAUAAAUAAACGAGCUGACUUUAUGAAGCAUUUCUAUAUGCCAAAUGAAUUUAAUUUAGUAAGACGAGCGUUCGAAGUAGUAUUUAUGUUUGAUAUAAAAAUAUCAUUAUCUUGGAAUUGAAAAAAUCGGUGGUUAUGAUUGUUACGAGGCCGUCCAACCUUUUUCGAAACCAAGUUUUGAUGAAGUAGAUAGAAUUUAUUUAAUUUUAACAUUUGAAAUUUUACUAAAAUGUGACUAAAUUAAAAACUGUUUUGGGGUUUUGGCCUUUUCGUCCCCAAGACAUGUUUAAAAAUGUAAUUUUACUAACAUCAAGCCUGUCGCUAGAUAGCGUAUAGCUUCAGCAGAACAUGGCAAAAACUGAACGCACAAGUCGCGAUAUGUUAACUUAUUUAAUAUUUAUGAAAAUGUUUAUUAAGAUAAGUACAUCAUAUAUUGGUCAUUAAAUAUUGUUGUAGCUAUGCUUAAUGUAAUCAAUGCAGUAGACUUACACUAAGAUACUCUACGAUUUAAUGUAAUCCAGGUAAUUUAUUGAUCUGUUAGUGAAUCUCUAAUUUAUGAUUCUGAUUUUAAUUACAUUCCAAGUUGAAAUAGGUUGUAAGAAGAUUGCAUUUGUAAGUUAAUUUAUAAUUUUUAGAAUUUGAUGAAAAAGGUUUUUUAUAUUUUCUAUUUUAUUUUUUGUUUUAUAAUUCCAGAUAUUAUCCUAUCGAAUAAUGUUAGUAAUCGGUGUUUGAUGUGAAAUAUA
Messenger RNA from Spodoptera exigua (beet armyworm), 3447 nucleotides. The record is from the annotation of a GenBank genome assembly. NCBI's taxonomy places the organism in Eukaryota, Metazoa, Arthropoda, Insecta, Lepidoptera, Noctuidae.